AUGUUAAUAAUUGUUAGUCUUGGAUCUAGAUCUAGAAAUCUAGACUAUAUAUUAUAUAAUAAAAAUAUGCCGUGUUCUUUGUACAAUAUAUGUUUAGAAUAUGUCGGCUCCAGAAUAAAAUUUAUCGAUUCUCUCAGUGGGUUUCCAGAGCUUAUUGGCAAGCAAAUUUUCUUGAAAGCUCUCUCUUCUAACCAGUUUUCACGAUUAAAACUAUCUAAUCAGAGUAGGAACAAUCUGAAGGUCUUCAUAGAAGCUUAUGGUAGUUCAAGAAUCCUGCACAGCUUUUCUUUACAAAACAGUCAGAUAUUUCUGAAUGAUAUUAUUGAUGACUGUUGGUGGCUUUUUAAAGUUGUGACUCAUUUAGAUUUAUCAUCUUGUGGUUUAGGAGAUGACCACACUAUACUUCCAUUGCUGAUAGGAGCACUUAAAUUACAGACUCUAAUUCUUAGAAAUAACUCACUUAGUGAUGAAGGUGUCAGAAGGCUGACCAUAAACCCUAGGCUUUUUUUGAAACAACCUCCACUCAAAUAUUUAGACCUGUCUGAAAACUUUCAACUGACUGAAAAGAUUUUUGACUUUCUAAAUUUUAUUAAUUUAGAAUUGUUAAAUUUAUCAGGCACAAAUAUACAUAUAACUGGAAAUGUACUUAAUAACAGAUGGUCAAUAUGCAAACAAACAGGUGUGUGCAAGUGCAUUUCAGAAAAAUUUACUAUAAAUACAGGAGGCUGGGCAGCGCAAACUGUAGAAAACUGGAAAACUGAAUAUUUAAUCAACUGCUACAAUCUACACUUACCAAAAAGUGCAUCAAAAUUUUAUUCCAGACAAGUCUUCUGUGACCCUCAGGUAGAAGUAAUAAAACAAGUAGACUUGCUUGUUUUCAUUUCCAAUAUAUUUAAUUGCUGCCAUGUUACACAUGCACCUGGUCUAAAAUCUAAGUCUUUUUUAAUUCACAAUUGUCAAAAUGCUCAUACUUUUUUGAAAGACAACAAAGCUUGCUGCAAAUCUGGUGCAUACUUGGGUUCUGGUAAAUUUUCCAUUGAUAAGCAAGAUAAAACAAAGUCUGUUCAAAAUAACACUCUUGAAAAUAAUUUGAAUGAUGAUGCAGAUAACAAACUGCUACUAGCCUUGUAUACUAACUCACCACCAAGGAAAAGACAAAAGUAUAAUUAAUGCUAUGAGUUUAAAAACAAUACUAUUUUCUUUAAUUGAUUUAAUAAAGAUAGUAAUUGGAAAAUUUUAAUUGAAGUUCAGAUUGUAUUGUAUUACAAUUAAAAUAAUUAAAAUGUUUCUUUUUUUUU
Messenger RNA from Physella acuta, 1298 nucleotides. RefSeq names its product leucine-rich repeat-containing protein 42. The record is from RefSeq and is a predicted model, not a curated record. NCBI's taxonomy places the organism in Eukaryota, Metazoa, Mollusca, Gastropoda, Physidae. Gene Ontology annotation, molecular function: protein binding.